AUGCCGAAAUUUGAAGACUACUUUGAAUAUGCAAACAAAAAGGAUUAUUGCCUUUACGAUUUCUGGCUAUAUGCUGGCCUCAAAGGCAUGAUUAAUUUUAAUAAUAACAAAGAAACUAUGAUCAGAAAAAUAAGUUUUGUAUAUUAUAAUAAAUAUCCAAAACAUAAAGAAAACAUAUUUGGAACUUAUUCUAAUGAAGGAUACAAUUGGGAACUUUUAUAUGGUGAAAUUUCAAAUGGUCCUUUUGUGGAUACUGUGCAAGGGAAAGCUCAUAAAAAAUUUGAUAGAAUAAAAUUAGGAAAAUUUGCAAAAGAUUCAUGGGAUAAUGCUUACAGAUAUUAUGUUGCUAAGCAUGAAAAUCUUAAUUCAGAAUUUCAAAAAUUAAGCAUUUUUCUUCUUCAGGCAUUUUUUUAG
Messenger RNA from Dentiscutata erythropus, 414 nucleotides. The record is from the annotation of a GenBank genome assembly. Lineage: Eukaryota; Fungi; Glomeromycota; Glomeromycetes; Diversisporales; Gigasporaceae.